Lodderomyces beijingensis is the source of this 819-nucleotide messenger RNA. The record is from the annotation of a GenBank genome assembly. NCBI's taxonomy places the organism in Eukaryota, Fungi, Ascomycota, Pichiomycetes, Serinales, Debaryomycetaceae.
AUGGCCGUAUAAAAACCACGGAGCAAAACCUCUGAAGAACACUCCAGCAUCAUCUCUUGCAAUUUCAUUUCCAUUUUCUUUUUCUUUUUUUUUUAGAAAAAAGCACUAGUUCCCGAAGAUAGGGCCCUCAUUUACAGGUCGUUCGCUUAUAUCUACGCCAAUAGUCCAUCUUUAGAUAAAGCCAUGUUAGGAAAAGUGUUUGUACAACUCGCGGCGGCAGCUUUGGCCUUGGCAGGAGACGCACCAAAAGUCGCCGACUCCACAGGCCAAUAUACCCUCGAAGCAAAUUUCGAACCCACGGCAACAUCGAAAAUCACGGGGUUUAUCGUGUUUAGAGCAGCUACGAAUGGCACAGUAUUGGUGGGGAUCCAAGUUGGCAACUUGACUCAGAGCCAGGAACCGUUCAGCUACCACAUCCACGAGCUCCCCGUGCCCGCCAACGGCGACUGUCAAGCAACAUUGGGCCACUUUAACCCUUACAAUGGCUCUACCACGGCAACGACACCCUGGGGUUUAGAAGUCGGGGACUUGUCUGGUCGAAACGGCAAGAUCAGUGGCACGUACAUUAGCAAUCAAUACAUUGAUGAAUACAUCAGCUUGAACCCCGACUCCAAGUCUUUUAUUGGCGGCAAAUCGGUUGUGAUUCACGCGGCCAAUGGCACUAGGUUGACGUGUGCUAAUAUCACGAUUGACCCGCAUUCUGUGAGGAGUAACGGCACCGUGACUGUUACACCUGCCAAUCCCAACGGGGCAUCUCAAGUUGAAAGUGGUGGAGUGUUGGCUGUGGGCGCCGCUGCGGUGUUGGCAUUGUUGGCUUAA